AAUUAUAUCGAUCUCUGUCUUUCUCUUUUAUCCCUUGAAAUAUUCUGCUGCUGGCGUGUUUCUGUCAACUUGCUGGCAAAUUUUGCAAUUUUUUAUUAAAUAAAGUAAUAAUUUAAAUCUAAAACAAUGUACGGUGGUGAAGAUUACAAUAAUCAGGAUAUUUAUGAUGAUUAUGGGCAUACUGGCGAUCCACAAUUGGACAUGGAAUACGAACGCAAUUACUAUUCCAAGCAGAUGCCGGAGAAUGUCAAGUAUUUCUUGAUUAACUUCUGCCAGGCCAUUAAGGAGGGAGUGAUCUUCGACAUCCAGAACAUGUACGAGAAUACCUUCCCUCAGAUCAGUGAUCAUCAUUUCGAUAAGAGUGCUUGGCCCGAUGAGCAAGAAGUAUCGGCUUUGGUUGAGCACGAUAAAGUUUUCCUGAUUUUAUAUAAAGAAUUGUACUAUCGCCACAUCCACGCCCGUAUUCCAGGUGGACCGAAAUUGGAACAGCGUAUCAAUUCGUUCUUCAACUACUGCGACUUUUUCAACUUAAUUAUCUCAUCGCCCAGCCCAGUUUUGCUUGAAUUACCCGACAUUUGGCUUUGGGAAUUGGUUGAUGAAUUUGUGUACCAGUUCCAGAACUUUGCUCAAUACAGAGCACGUCUCGCCGACAAGAGCCAAGAAGAAAUUCAACAGCUUUGCGUACAGCACAACAACGUUUGGAGUAUUUUGUGCAUUUUGAAUGUCCUUCACUCCCUUGUGGACAUUUCAAACAUUAAAAAACAAUUGCUAGCUAUUUCACAAGGCAAUGAUCCCCAAACUGUUGCUGGGGAGUUCGGAGAACAUUCCUUCUACAAGAUGUUGGGAUACUUUUCGCUGGUUGGACUUCUCCGCGUUCAUUCUCUACUGGGAGACUACUACCAGGCUAUUAAAGUACUUGAGCCAAUUGAGAUUCACAAGAAAUCUCAAUACUCGCACAUCCCAGCGUGCCAAAUAUCAACAUCCUACUAUGUUGGUUUCGCUUACAUGAUGAUGCGCCGCUACGCUGAUGCUAUCCGAACAUUCUCAGAUAUUCUCUUGUAUAUCCAGCGCACCAAGCAGUUGUACAGCACACGCUCGUAUCAAAACGAUCAAAUUAACAAGCAAGCCGAACAAAUGUACCACCUUUUGGCUAUUUGCUUGGUCUUGCAUCCACAAUGCAUCGACGAGUCAAUUCAGCAAGUUUUGAGGGAAAAGAACUAUCAGGACAAUAUGUACAAGAUGCAAUGUGGUGACUUGGAGGCCUUUAAAAUGUUCUUCCUCUUUGCUUGCCCACGGUUUGUGAGCCCAUGCCCACCAUCAGUAGACGCACCCAUGGAGGAUUACGUCAAGGAUCCAAUGGAACAUCAAUUGCAGGUCUUUAUGGAUGAAGUGCGUCAGCAGAAGGAUGUGCCAACUACCAGGUCUUAUUUGAAAUUGUACACUACAUUGCCAUUGGAGAAAUUGGCGUCAUUCAUUGAUGCUAAGACCGAUGAUGAAAUUAAGACCCUUCUCAUUCGUUUAUUGUGUUUCAAACACAAAAUGAGGAAUCUCGUUUGGACAAAAGGUUCAAAUGGUCUUGAAGGGCAAUUCCAAUCUGGCUCUGAACUUGACUUCUAUAUCGAUAAUGACAUGAUUCAUAUUGCGGAUACAAAAGUUUCGCACAGAUACGGGGACUUCUUCAUAAGGAAAAUCUUGAAAUUUGAGGAUCUUAAUCGCAAGUUGAAAAACAUUACAAUUUAAAGGAGAAAGCCUUGGAAGUAGACUAUUUUUCCCAUUCGUAUUUUAAUAAAAAUAAAACGAAAAUAUGUUUCUUUUUCAAAUUAUAUACAAUAAAGAACCACACAGAAGAAGAAAUUUAAAAA
Eupeodes corollae is the source of this 1862-nucleotide messenger RNA. It is a transcript of the gene eIF3l, whose product is annotated as eukaryotic translation initiation factor 3 subunit L. The coding region runs from base 127 to 1740 and encodes 537 amino acids. The record is from RefSeq and is a predicted model, not a curated record. NCBI's taxonomy places the organism in Eukaryota, Metazoa, Arthropoda, Insecta, Diptera, Syrphidae. Gene Ontology annotation, cellular component: eukaryotic translation initiation factor 3 complex; cytoplasm. Gene Ontology annotation, biological process: translational initiation. Gene Ontology annotation, molecular function: translation initiation factor activity; protein binding. The transcript is spliced from 4 exons.